AGCAAACAAAAUCAUCAGCGGUUCGUCCAGUGUUCACAGCACAAAAGGUUACCACCGGCCAGGAAAAAUAAUAUCAGGUCGGAGUCGCCUUAAUAGAUGUCUGAAACGCCCGUGGCACGGCGGGAACCUCCCACAUCUCAAAGGAUAUUAUACGUCGAAUCGGCAAACAGCCAGCAUACUCACCGGCUACAGCCUCGACUGGCAGAAGAUGAUAGCCCUCCUUGUCAGACACAGGAACUCCCACGGUUUCUCUAUCCUGACAACCAGGGAUAUGACCCUACAAUGGUCUCCAAACCAACAAGUUAUGGCUUUCUAUCCCAUAAAAGCCCUCAUGACGGUGUGACGGAUUCGAGAUAUGGGAUUUCCUCCGGCAGCACUGUUUCUUUGGCAUCACAAGCAGCGGUCCAGCGUGCAAACCCGACAGUCAGCCAGCCAUAUAUCGCAAAUUCCAUGGGCUACCGUGGCUACCCUGCUGCUUUCAAUGAAGCCUCAAACUCUUCAUUCACCUUUACAGAUCCUGGAAGAAGUGGUGACGCGGGGAAUUCUGAUCGGCGGACGCAGGAUGUGGACUCUCAGAGCGUCAAAAAUUUCCCUAGUCCCUCUUAUUCUGACCUGAGCAACACGACCUAUUCCGGCAGCGUGACGUUGUCGAAACCGCCGCAACCACCUGUCAACCACGGUGUUCCUCAGGGGUUUGAUAAGAUCCUCCAUCACAAUGCAGAUAUAUCGCCGGUUCGCCAGACACAGGCCUCUCCAUCAAGUCGCUAUCAUCUUCACGUACGACAGCAUCCAUCCGGAGCGCGAGCUUGCGGAGCGGGCGACAGGGACCGCCGCUCGGUCGACCCGCCUCCUAUUGUUCAAAUGCUCCUGACAGACUUCGACCCUUCUCUGCCGGACGACUGGGAUAUUCUCCAGGAUCCCCGCUUCACUGUGGGCUGUCUCUUGUAUCCUGUAAUGGACCCUUCCUCACCACGGAAUGGCGACACCGAGAUGGCCAGUUGGGGCAGGUCGCCCGUGGGCAGUGUCGACACUUCUCGGUCGGAGGACAACGAUUCCCAGGGCCAAUCCAGCCAGCUGCUUUCGGGGAAAGCAUUUGUCUCCCCGUUCUUUGUCGACGACGAUCCUGAUCCCAGCACAGCACCAGCCCACCCGUCCAGCUAUGCACAACCACCGCAUGCAAUGUCUGCCGCCGCAGCCGCAGGACCUUUGUUUGGCAACAACGCCAAACAGCCCGCAACUUUCUUCAUCUUUUCCGAUCUCUCCGUCCGCACAGCAGGCCUCUACAAGCUCCAGUUCCGGCUCAUGAACUGGGGUAAUGUAGAAGAUACAGGCCAGUCGAUGCCCAUUCUGGCAGAGACGUGGUCGAACCCCUUCCGUGUGUACCCAGCCAAGGAUUUUCCGGGCAUGCAGGACUCAUCCGUGCUGGCCGAGGGGCUCAAAGAACUUGGGUUCGUGGAGCUGAAAACUAGGGGGAAGGGCAAGGGCAAGGGGAGGAGACGGUGAGGACAAGCCAUACUUACAUUUCUUGAG
Penicilliopsis zonata CBS 506.65 is the source of this 1530-nucleotide messenger RNA. RefSeq lists its product as hypothetical. The record is from RefSeq and is a predicted model, not a curated record. NCBI's taxonomy places the organism in Eukaryota, Fungi, Ascomycota, Eurotiomycetes, Eurotiales, Aspergillaceae. The coding region runs from base 97 to 1503 and encodes 468 amino acids. The transcript is spliced from 2 exons.